Molecule: messenger RNA, 345 nt
Organism: Dovyalis caffra
Lineage: Eukaryota; Viridiplantae; Streptophyta; Magnoliopsida; Malpighiales; Salicaceae
Source: the annotation of a GenBank genome assembly
AUGAACUUCACAACGGCAUCCUCCAUGCUCCGCCACCGUAUCUCAUCUGCCCUGAGAACCCGCGGCGGCGCAUCAGCUGGUCCCAGCAGAUGGACAUCGCCGGGACACGAGGAACGACCCAAAGGUUAUUUAUUCAAUCGUACUCCACCACCGCCUGGACAGUCUCGUAAAUGGGAAGAUUGGGAGUUGCCUUGCUACAUCACUAGCUUCUUCACGAUUGUGAUCCUUGGUGUUGGUCUCAAUGCUAAGCCUGAUCUCACCAUUGAAACUUGGGCUCAUCAGAAAGCACUUGAACGACUCGAGAUAGAGAAGUUGGACCUCUCUGGUUCUGCUGAUUCUGACUGA